Messenger RNA from Knipowitschia caucasica, 213 nucleotides. NCBI's taxonomy places the organism in Eukaryota, Metazoa, Chordata, Actinopteri, Gobiiformes, Gobiidae. The record is from the annotation of a GenBank genome assembly.
AUGGUUCUGGACCUGGCUCUGGUUUUGGACAUGGUUCUGGACCUGGCUCUGGUUUUGGACAUGGUUCUGGACCUGGCUCUGGUUUUUCGGGUUCUAGCCGCAGGCGGAGUAGAGGGUCCCGAAUGCACAGAUGUGGAGCCUGUUCUGCGUUCGCCUGGAGGAACCACAGGGGCUGAUGGAGAGCCAGGCAGGACUGUGUUGGCAGCAGGCUAA